Molecule: messenger RNA, 288 nt
Organism: Balearica regulorum gibbericeps (East African grey crowned-crane)
Lineage: Eukaryota; Metazoa; Chordata; Aves; Gruiformes; Gruidae
Source: RefSeq, a predicted model, not a curated record
AUGGCCACGGGCGAGCUGACCGAGCUGGAGACGGCCAUCGAGAAGAUCGUCACCGUCUUCUUCACCUACGCCGGGAAGGAGGGCAAGAAGGGCACGCUGACGGCUGGCGAGUUCAAGGAGCUCGUCCAGCUCCAGCUGCCCAACCUGAUGAAGGAUGUCCCCUCCCUGGAGGAGAAGAUGAGCGAGCUGGAUGUGAACAACGACGAGGAGCUGAAAUUCGGCGAGUACUGGCGGCUGAUCGGGGAGCUGGCGAAGGCCAUGCGGAGGGAGAAAGCGGGGAAGAAGUGA